Molecule: messenger RNA, 1068 nt
Organism: Sinocyclocheilus rhinocerous
Lineage: Eukaryota; Metazoa; Chordata; Actinopteri; Cypriniformes; Cyprinidae
Source: RefSeq, a predicted model, not a curated record
AUGAGUGGAAGUGGGACACAGUCUUUGCUUUUCCUCAAUCUUCCCGAGCUGAGGAACUUAUGUUGUGUAAAUCUGUUCUUCUCGAACAGUUACGAUGAACCAGACUUGAGAAACAAACAAGUGAAAACUUUCAGGGAGCUUGUUCUCUUGCAUUCAGACAUUGUUGCUUCUCCUGUGUUGGGCCAUUUUGGGGGCAUCACUGUUAUUAUGACUAUUGCAUUUUACAAGAGCGGUAUCAUCCAGGCUUUUGCACAGAAACAUGGUCUACAGGUUGUUUGUCCAGAAAAAUGUCUCAAAUAUCCCUCAACCGUUCUGCAGACGUGUUUGUCUUAUUCUGUGACUGCUAGACUGGCCCCUAAAUGGAACAAAGCAGGACAAUAUCUAAUAGCAGAAAAAGAUUUCCUCAGUGACUCUGGAAAACGCAAUGCGGUUGUGCUUGAGCUGAGUCUCACUGAGACUCAACUGUGUGUCGGUGUGGAAGCCGACACAGUCAGACUUCCUCCAGCUGUGAUACAGGAUUUUGAUAUUCCUGCUCCUGUGGUGAAAAAGGUCCUCCACACUAAUGAUGCUGUGCUGGAUACAGUCAUGCCAAAUAACUGGUGCCAUGUUCUGCCAAGUAUGAAGAAAGGCCAAAUCAUUAGCAUCAGUCGCAGGAUUCCACAGCAAAGCCCAUUCCAAUCUUACAUGGAGUUUCAAAAGCACUGGAACAACAUGUAUGGAUAUCAGCUGUCCUCAGUAAGCGAAGAGGAAGUCGUCUACUGCAGUGUGUACUUUAAACCAAUAGGUGACGAGCUGUUCACAUAUCCAUUGUGCUGCAUCCGCACUCAGCCAGUACAGUGCUUUCCCAGAGUGGACCAGCAGGGGGUGCUGGGAACCAUCGUAUCAGAUCUGCAGGCCGGACUGGAGAGUGUGUGCGGUUUUUCAGUGCGGAUGACCUGCAAGCCUUGCUACUACAGCAAUGAACUGAACAGACCAGACACUCAGGGAGACACGUUUGAGUCAAAACGAAAGAGGCUCAAACAGAGUGUGCAGGAUGUGGAAGUAUAUGCAACGAGCAAUCAGCUGUAG